GCUCGCUUGACGCACCCUGACCACAGACAUAUGUCUGUAGGUUGGAUGUGGGAAAUAAGAAAAUCUGUGCUAGUUAACGCUUCACAGCUGCCGCCAGCGAGCGCAACGGCCGGAAAGGACACGCCGCCCCCGGCCACAGCACCACAGACGUGUCGGUGGCUUCCGAAGACUUUUCUUUGAAGGGAGAAAGUUCACACCCGAGCGUUAUUGUCGGUUUCAAGGACGUUGUCCGAGGGGGGGACAUGCCCUCGUGUAAAUAGCCUCGGCGGAGAUCCAGGAUGGCCGCGGACGUGGACAACAGAACCCGCGAGGAGGAUGGGCACCGGAGCCGGGGCUCUGGGUCCUGGAUGUGCCGGGGGAUGUGGACCCUGCUGGUGGUCGCCGCGGUCCCUGUCCUCGGCUGGGGGGUCAAGUGUUACCAAGACACGCAGCUCGUCAAACGUCACGAAGAGAGUGUUCGAACUCUAGGCGCCGAGGGGCUCUUUCUCUUCGCCUCCCUGGACACCGACCAUGACCUCUAUCUCAGUCCGGAGGAGUUUAAACCCAUUGCCGAGAAACUCACAGGGAUUACACCCCCUAUGGAUUUUGAGGAGGAAGAGAUCCAUGAUCCCAGUGGAGAGACUCUGACCGUGGAGGCCAAAAUGCAGCCUCUGCUGCUCGACACUAUGACAAAAAGCAAGGAUGGUUUUCUUGGGGUUACUCACAGCUCUCUGAGUGGUCUGCGGUCUUGGAAAAGCCCAGCGGUGCCUUCGUCUUCUUUCUCCGCCAGCCAGUUCAGGGUCUUCCUGCCCCCAAAGAACAAGGCCGCCGUGGGAGACACGUGGUGGGUGAUUCCCAGCGAGCUCAACAUCUUCACUGGAUACCUGCCCAACAAUCGCUACCACCCUCCCACACCAAGAGGCAAAGAGGUUCUCAUCCACUCCCUGUUGAGCAUGUUCCAUCCUCGGCCCUUCAUCAAAUCACGUUUCGCUCCUCAGGGCGCCAUCGCCUGCAUCCGUGCCAGCAACGACUUUUAUUACGACAUCGCCAUUAGGAUUCAUGCAGAGUUCCAGCUCAACGAUGUUCCAGACUUUCCUUUCUGGUUGACCCCGGGCCAGUUCACUGGAAACAUUGUCCUCUCUAAAGACGCAUCGCAUGUCCGCCAUUUCCACCUCUAUGUCCCUAAUGACAGGUCUCUGAAUGUGGACAUGGAGUGGCUGUACGGGGCCAGUGAGAGCAGCAACAUGGAGGUGGACAUUGGAUACCUGCCGCAGUUGGAGCUGCAGUCCACAGGCCCGUCCACUCCGUCCAUCAUCAUGGACGAGGAGGGCAAUAUCAUAGACAGUCGGGACCGCAGCAGUGAGCCGAUCCAGUUUGUCUUUGAGGACAUCCACUGGACCUCAGAGAUCAGUCGGCAAGACGCCGCUCGACGUAUGGAGGUCGCCCUCUACCCCUUCAAGAAGGUGUCCUACCUCCCCUUUUCAGAGGCCUUUGAGCGAGCUGAAGCGGAGAGGAAGCUGGUGCAUUCCAUUCUGCUUUGGGGAGCAUUAGACGACCAGUCCUGCUGAGGUUCGGGGCGAACUCUCCGGGAGACAGUCCUGGAAAGUUCGCCCGUCCUGGCCCUGCUCAACCAGAGCUUCAUCAGCAGCUGGUCUCUGGUCAAAGAGCUGGAGAACAUGCAGGCUGAUGAGCAGAACACUGUGUUGAGUGAAAAGGCCCGCUUACAUCUGGAGAGGUACAACUUCCCCGUGGAGAUGAUGGUGGCACUGCCCAAUGGAACCAUUGUCCACCACAUCAAUGCCAACUUCUUCUUGGACCAGACGGCCAUGAAACCAGAAGAAGAAGGAGCAACUUUCAGCUUCUCUGCAGGGUUCGAGGACCCGUCCACAUCCACUUACAUCAGCUUCCUGAAAGAGGGACUGGAGAAAGCCAAGGAGUACCUGGCACAGUAGUGUGUGUGUGUGUGUGUGUGUGUGUGUGUGUGUGUGUGUGUGUGUGUGUGUGUGUGUGUGUGUGUGUGUGUGUGUGUGUGUGUGUGUGUGUGUGUGUGUGUGUGUGUGUGUGUGUGUGUGUGUGUGUGUGUGUGUGUGUGUGUGUGUGUGUGAGAGAGAUAGAGCCUGAGAGACUAGACUGGAGGAAAUGAUAAACAUUCCUCUGGGUAAUGAUCCCACAUAAAGAAAACCCUCCUACAGUUACAGUGUGUAGAGAAGCUGUCUCAUUAGUGUUGGCAGCUGAGAAACGUUUUUGCCUUCAAUCCUGUUUGUUAGCAUUUAUCUGGGCGUCUCUCCUGGGCACAAAUUAGGAUUUAUAUACAGUAUUUGUAUUGUGACAAACAGGACAUAUACUCCGCUGUAACUGUCAAGAUAGUAACAGGCCUUGAACUGAGCAGUAACAAAGAUAUGUAAACACACUUAGAUCUGCUCUCUCUGCUUUUAGCUGCUGAUUAAUCUUGAUAUAAAAAAAAAUUCUUGGGGGCAAAUGCUUAUGCCAUCCCGAAGACAAAUCAUAAGUGCAUCAACGCAUUAUUUGAUAACUCCUUCUUUUAUAUCCCGGUGCUGCAUGUGCAAUAUUUAACGGCCGAGUGAGUUUUCCUGCCGCUGGGUGAACCCAGAGACGGCGCCGGAGCAGUUGCCGCCUCCAGUCUUGCUUCAGCAGUUUGUGAAGGCUUUGCCUGAAAGCUCUCUCGGGGCUGGGCAACGCCUGAUGUGCUUGCCGAGGCUGCUGGAGGGAACAACCCCCUCGCUGUCUCUCGGGACAAACGCAGCAGGAAAAAUUAAACAGGGCGGUGCCAUGUAAAACGAUUAAUUCAGUUGUUUUCUUGUACUUUUGAGUUUUAAACCAAAUAUCGAAAUAUUGUGCAGGUUUUGUGUGUAGAGGAAGCUGUUACCACACCAAAGAACCUUUUCUUUCUUCCUAUGGCUGGCUUGCAGCCUGGGCAGCUGUUGAGCACAGAGGUCGCUUGCCUACUUCAUAUUUAUAUUACUCAAUGGAACCAAAUUGUUUGUUUUCCUCUGCAAAAUUGUUUGAUCCCUGAACUGAAAGGCACACGAUACUGUAGUAAAAUAAAGUGUUUGCUUGUGUCUUUACCUCGGCUAAAAGAAAUCUGAACCUAAAAUUAGUCCACUUUUCACAUUUUUGAGUUGUACAAAAAAGAAAAUACCCUCAAGGGAUCAAGGAAACUCAUCUGAAUUAGUUACAGUGCAACGGUACAACACAUAUAUGGUCCUGUCAACUGUUUGAAACCUUAAGGGGAGAAACACUGUUAUUCUGUAACCUACCAGUGCCAUUGUUGUUUUUUUACAUGGUGAAAUAAAAGGUUGUUUGUUUUUUGUUUUUUUACAAAUUGAA
Messenger RNA from Scophthalmus maximus (turbot), 3327 nucleotides. RefSeq names its product selenoprotein N (gene selenon). NCBI's taxonomy places the organism in Eukaryota, Metazoa, Chordata, Actinopteri, Pleuronectiformes, Scophthalmidae. The record is from RefSeq and is a predicted model, not a curated record. Gene Ontology annotation, cellular component: endoplasmic reticulum membrane. Gene Ontology annotation, biological process: calcium ion homeostasis; skeletal muscle fiber development. The transcript has 12 exons. Gene Ontology annotation, molecular function: calcium ion binding.